Messenger RNA from Peromyscus eremicus (cactus mouse), 1640 nucleotides. RefSeq names its product 3-hydroxy-3-methylglutaryl-CoA synthase 2 (gene Hmgcs2). The transcript has 9 exons. Gene Ontology annotation, molecular function: hydroxymethylglutaryl-CoA synthase activity. Gene Ontology annotation, biological process: acetyl-CoA metabolic process. The coding region runs from base 66 to 1592 and encodes 508 amino acids. Lineage: Eukaryota; Metazoa; Chordata; Mammalia; Rodentia; Cricetidae. The record is from RefSeq and is a predicted model, not a curated record. Gene Ontology annotation, cellular component: mitochondrion.
ACAGCCGCUGGGCAUCUCUCCCAGGGCCCGUGGACUGCUGCUGGCUUUCUGCUGAUACCCUAGAGAUGCAGCGGCUUUUGGCUCCAGCAAGGAGGGUCCUGCAAGUAAAGAGAGCGCUCCAGGAAGCUUCGCUCACACCUGCUCACCCGCUCUCAGCAGCCCAGCAGAGGUUUUUUACAAUCCCCCCUGCUCCCCUGGCCAAAACAGACACUUGGCCAAAAGAUGUGGGCAUCCUUGCCCUGGAGGUCUAUUUUCCAGCCCAGUAUGUGGACCAAACGGACCUGGAGAAGUUCAACAACGUGGAAGCAGGGAAGUAUACGGUGGGCUUGGGCCAGACCCGCAUGGGCUUCUGUUCGGUCCAGGAAGACAUCAACUCCCUGUGUCUGACCGUGGUGCAGAGGCUGAUGGAGCGCACAAAGCUGCCAUGGGAUGCUGUGGGCCGCCUGGAAGUGGGCACCGAGACCAUCAUUGACAAGUCCAAGGCUGUCAAAACAGUGCUCAUGGAACUCUUCCAGGAUUCAGGCAACACUGAUAUCGAGGGCAUCGACACCACCAACGCCUGCUACGGUGGCACUGCCUCCCUCUUCAAUGCUGCCAACUGGAUGGAGUCCAGCUACUGGGAUGGUCGCUAUGCCCUGGUGGUCUGUGGUGAUAUUGCCGUCUACCCAAGUGGUAACGCCCGGCCCACGGGUGGCGCUGGGGCUGUGGCAAUGCUGAUUGGGCCCAAGGCCCCUCUAGUCCUGGAGCAAGGGCUGAGGGGAACCCACAUGGAGAACGCAUAUGACUUCUACAAACCCAACUUGGCCUCUGAGUACCCGCUGGUGGAUGGGAAGCUCUCCAUCCAGUGUUACUUUCGAGCCUUGGAUCGGUGCUACGCAGCCUACCGCAAGAAAAUCCAGAAUCAGUGGAAGCAAGCUGGAAACAACCAGCCUUUCACCCUCGAUGAUGUGCAAUAUAUGAUCUUCCACACACCCUUUUGCAAGAUGGUCCAGAAAUCCCUGGCUCGGUUGAUGCUCAGUGACUUCCUGUCAUCCAGCAGUGACACACAGAACAAUUUAUACAAGGGGCUGGAGGCCUUCAGGAGUCUAAAGCUGGAAGAAACCUACACCAACAAGGAUUUAGAUAAGGCUCUUUUGAAGGCCUCUCUGGACAUGUUCAACAAGAAGACCAAGGCCUCCCUUUACCUCUCCACCAACAAUGGGAACAUGUACACCUCGUCCCUCUAUGGGUGCCUGGCCUCACUUCUGUCCCACCACUCUGCCCAAGAAUUGGCUGGCUCCAGGAUUGGUGCCUUCUCCUACGGCUCAGGCUUAGCAGCGAGUUUCUUCUCAUUUCGAGUGUCCAAGGAUGCUUCUCCAGGUUCUGCUCUGGAGAACCUGGUAUCUAGUGUGUCAGAUCUGCCCAAACGUCUAGACUCCCGGAGGCGCAUGUCCCCUGAGGAAUUCACAGACAUAAUGAACCAAAGGGAACAAUUCUACCACAAGGUGAACUACUCACCACCUGGUGACACAGGCAACCUCUUCCCAGGUACUUGGUACCUGGAACGAGUGGAUGAGAUGCAUCGCCGCAAGUAUGCCCGGCGCCCCGUCUAAAGGAGGCCAGUGAGUGUGCAGGGCUGGCCGCGCAAAGGCCUCUGGGUA